AUGGCUGCCACUACAUCAUACAAUCAGAACCCUGAAUUAUACGAAUGCGGUGUUUGCCUAGAUGAUGUUUCCCCACAGCAGGCCACCUUGACCUGCAUGUCGCACGUGAUAUGCGAUACCUGCAUACCAGAGAUCUUCGAGCGGGCUAUGACCAACAUAGAUGAGUUUCCUGCUCAAUGUUGCGCCGAUCAUUAUCUGCAACCGAGGGUGUACGCCCAUCUCCUCUCCCCCGAUCUAGUCGUAGAGUACGAAAAGCGAGCAGACGAACACUUCACGAAACCUAGGUUCCGUGUAUACUGCUCGAAUUCGGACUGUCGCCAAUUCAUACCGAGGAGGAAAUUUACAUACACGGGGUCUUCGGACGUUGCGAUGUGUGAAAAGUGCGACACGAUUACUUGUGUAGGCUGCAAGAAUGAGUGGGCCGAUAACUCCCAUCGUUGCGACGAUUCCUCGGAUGGCAAACUACCUGAAUGGCUACCCGAGUACAACCCCGAAUGCCGGAUCAAGAAGUGCCCUGACUGUCACAUCUAUCUCGAGCAUAAAGAGGCCUGCAACCAUUUUACUUGCAGCUUCUGCGAUUUCGAGUUCUGCUUCAUUUGCCUCUUGCACUGGAACUCUUUUCAUGAGGAUUGCCCACAAUACGGGGAUCCAAUUGUUGGGUACGAUGAAGAGGGCUAUGAAAAGAACUCUCGAGGUCUGCACAUUAUGACAGGCCUAGAUAGAAAUGGUCAUGACAGGCUCGGGGCGCGUCAUCUCACCCAGGCGGAACUCGAUGCUAUUGCGCAUGAGCACGAUGACGAAUUCCAAGAAGAUGAAUUCCAGGAGGACGGAUUUGAGGAGGACGAAUUCCACGAGGACGGAUUCCAGGAGGACAGAUUCCCAGAAGACGACCAAGACUUUCAGGUGCAGGAUUGGGAUACCGUCCACAUGACCGACGAAGAGGAACACCUCGACGAGGCGAUCAUUGAUACCAUGGCUGAAGUCACAGCCCAAUCCGAGCCAGAAGAGCCGCUUGAGCCAGAAGAGCCGCCUGUCCCAGAGGUAGCUCGACGCGAAUAUACUCUGGCUGACAUUAAUCAAAUCCAAUGUAAGCAUCGACUCGGUUACAUUAGCACAUACCAUUCGCUAGGCCAUGGGUUCUGUCAGGUAUGCCGGUACGAUCCGCCAUACUACCACUGUAAAUGCGAGCUAUGCCAUAUCUGUCUCUGUCGGUACUGCAUGGAUGAUUCUGACGACCGAUUGGAGUAUUACGACUUAGACAGUAUGGUUGGCCCCCUGCAAUGGGCCGAGCAAGGCUUCCCGCCAUUCAAACAAUUUAGUCGGCUGGCACACAAGAAAAUGCAGGCUGAGGAUGCCGAAUGGCACAUCGACGGCAUGAUGGCGUACUACGAGCAAAAGUUCAUAGAGCGCAAUCCGUUUGUCUUCGAUGAUGACUAUUCCAUACGGCAGAUGUUUGAAGCGGCUGAAGAGGAAGCUGGACUCCAUUGGUAUGUCUUGGAGAAAAAUGUCGGGCUACUUGGCCAUUGCUUCACGUUUCGUUUGGACAGAAGUCGAUUUGCGAUCUUGGGAAGAGAGAUUUAGUGGGGAAGUGGCAGUUGGAAUUGAGCAUACACUCGGAUUCCAUAACUAAGAUCUCUUGGAAAAAGUUUUUUAUUUAAUUGAAAAUGAUUUGACAUUGUUAUAUAGAUCAGUAUAUUACUGAAAAACUCUUACAUGGUCGCUACCAUUCGUGAAUUGAAUGAAAAAGAUUACUUUAUGGAGAUCAGACUUGGUGAUAAACAGCGAUUCCCGGGGCUGAUUUGUGAAAUGAAAACAGAAAACAGUUAAUUUCACUAAC
This is a messenger RNA of Periconia digitata, 1837 nucleotides long. The record is from the annotation of a GenBank genome assembly. Lineage: Eukaryota; Fungi; Ascomycota; Dothideomycetes; Pleosporales; Periconiaceae.